Messenger RNA from Colletotrichum godetiae, 519 nucleotides. RefSeq names its product EthD domain-containing protein. Lineage: Eukaryota; Fungi; Ascomycota; Sordariomycetes; Glomerellales; Glomerellaceae. The record is from RefSeq and is a predicted model, not a curated record. Bases 1 to 519 code for a protein of 172 amino acids. Gene Ontology annotation, molecular function: oxidoreductase activity. The transcript has 3 exons.
AUGAAGUUCACACCAACAACGUGUGGCCUCGGCGCCUUUCUCACGCUCCUCGCUCCUGGCUUGGCGGAUGAAUCCGCUCGCAUCAUCACCUUUUUCACCCGAAAGGCUGGGAUGACGGAGCAAGAGUUCCACGAUCACUGGACAAACACGCAUGGUCCCCUGGUCGUGCCAUGGGCUCUCCAGUACGGCGUCAACCGGUACACCCAGUACCACACCACAGAGGCAAACCGCACAACUCUUCAAAUGGCGCUGAGGCUGCCGGACGAAUACCUCUUACAAUACGACGGGGCGGCCGACUUCAUCGUCUCGAGCAUCGAGAAGUUUUUGUCCGCCUACACGGACCCUUACUACAAACAGGUCAUUGAGCCCGACGAGAAGUCAUUGUUUGCUCAUAGCGGAGAUGUUAUGGUUGUUCGAGGCUCGCUUGGAUGGACCACGGAUAUCGUUAAGGAUGGCAGAGCUGCCGUGGAUGCUGCGAAAAUAUGCGAAGAGGUAGUUUUUGAAGGCGCGACAGAAUAG